CCUUGUCGUCGAUCCACGGGGGUCCCGGGGAGCACGACCUCGUGUACGUUGCGCGGUACUCUCGGCCGCGCGUUCACGCCGUUUACGGACGAUACGUAUUUGACAUAACGAUCAAAAUGGCGACUCCGAAAACAAUUGUUACUCCAGCGCGCUGAUGUGCCACUUCACGUGGGGCACCUCCGCCUCCGGUCACCUCUCGCUUCUGUCACACAGUAGAUUUUACGUUCAGCCACGAGUGUGGAUUACGCCGAGAUUACGUUAUUCCGCGACGUACUCGCAAUCGGACGCGCGACGAAUGAUUUCUCCAAUUGGUGCGACAAAACCAAUUUGCCGCACGUCGAUACUUUGCCAAUUAUAAUCGCUGCGACUCGCGAUGGUGUAUUCUCGCGCAUAAAAGAGGCAUUUGACGGAGUUCGAAAUGCAGACAAUAAAAUGCGUAGUGGUUGGUGAUGGAGCAGUUGGUAAAACUUGUUUGUUAAUCUCUUACACUACGAACAAAUUUCCAUCGGAAUAUGUCCCGACAGUAUUUGACAAUUAUGCAGUCACUGUCAUGAUUGGCGGUGAGCCGUAUACCUUAGGAUUAUUUGAUACAGCCGGCCAAGAAGACUACGAUCGUCUACGUCCAUUAAGUUAUCCGCAAACCGAUGUAUUUCUUGUAUGCUUUUCGGUUGUGUCGCCAUCAUCGUUUGAAAAUGUUAAAGAAAAGUGGGUACCGGAAAUAACGCAUCAUUGUCAAAAGACGCCGUUUUUAUUGGUCGGUACGCAAAUUGAUUUACGGGAUGAUGCGGCCACCAUUGAAAAGCUAGCAAAAAAUAAGCAAAAGGCUAUUUCGAGUGAGCAAGGAGAGAAACUUGCUAAGGAAUUAAAAGCUGUAAAGUAUGUUGAAUGUAGCGCUCUUACACAGAAAGGACUUAAAAAUGUCUUCGACGAGGCGAUAUUAGCGGCUUUAGAGCCUCCAGAACCUGUUAGGAGAAGAAGGUGUAUUAUUUUGUAGAAGGCGUACGACUUUUUUUAUAAAACUGUUAGUUCUACAGUAACGAAGACUGUAAGUUUCCUCAUAUACACUGCAUGCAAAAGUUUUACAGUGACAAUUGUUAAAUUCUAAGGCAUAUAAUAAGUAUUUUAUAACAUUGGCGGCAUAUACGUGGAUAUGAAGCAAUCUUUAUCUAUAUUGGCAUUAUAUAAAUUUUAUAAUUAUGAAAUUGUAAUUGUAAUUAUUAAAUUAUAUCUUUGCCUUGUAUAAUGAAUGUUAUACCAACAUAUCUCGUAUUAUUCUGUGUAUCUCUGUGUUUGCAUUGUGGCGAUCAAAUGUAGGGAUUGUCUGAUCACAGAAUGUUAAAUGAGAGAUUCAAGAGAAUUUAGGGAUAUAUUAUAUAUAAUAUCCGUAUACCCAUCGUUAAAAAAAAAAAAUAAAAUAAUUUUGCUCAAUAUAAAAUGUUUCAUAAAGAAGAUCGUACGUUUUGUAUAAUUUCAUUGAUUUACGAUAUGACGUACACGUAUAUGCGAGAGUAUAAUAUCAUUGAUUUCCGCAUUUUCUAAUAUAUUUCGUAUAUUAAUUAAAAGUUUUUCGUCCUUUUGGAGUGCUCUACUCUUGAUUUUCUACAUUUUUUAAGGUACAUUCUCUCUGUGGUACCUAAUAUAUAUAUCAUAUAUACACACAAACACGUGUGCGAAUAAAACUAUCGAUAGAUUUAAUUAUUUAACAAAUCAAUAAAUUUUGCAUUGUACCUCAAAAAAAGUAUUUAAAUGAGAGUUACAAUGUAUAGUAUAACGUGUAUCGUUAUUAUGAUUUAUAAAAGACGACAGGAAAAAAGAAAUUCUUGUUAUUAUGGGAUUGUGUGUAGAAACAUCGCACGCGCGCAUACAUGUCUUUAGAUGUAGCUAGAUUCUAUCGUCAUAUCUAUGACAUUUUCUUGGUGGCCAUAUGUUAUCAGCAAAACACAUAUACUUAUGUUAAUAUAUUUGAUUAGUUUAAUAUAUUUCAUUGCAAUCAUA
Temnothorax curvispinosus is the source of this 1995-nucleotide messenger RNA. RefSeq names its product cdc42 homolog. The coding region runs from base 419 to 994 and encodes 191 amino acids. Gene Ontology annotation, biological process: small GTPase-mediated signal transduction. The transcript has 5 exons. The record is from RefSeq and is a predicted model, not a curated record. Gene Ontology annotation, molecular function: GTP binding; GTPase activity. Lineage: Eukaryota; Metazoa; Arthropoda; Insecta; Hymenoptera; Formicidae.